Nematostella vectensis (starlet sea anemone) is the source of this 6030-nucleotide messenger RNA. RefSeq names its product complement C3. The transcript is spliced from 41 exons. Gene Ontology annotation, cellular component: extracellular region. Gene Ontology annotation, molecular function: endopeptidase inhibitor activity; protein binding. The record is from RefSeq and is a predicted model, not a curated record. The coding region runs from base 109 to 5331 and encodes 1740 amino acids. Lineage: Eukaryota; Metazoa; Cnidaria; Anthozoa; Actiniaria; Edwardsiidae.
CUUUAACAGUCUCAGGUUUCAUCAGUUUACUAGGACUUCCGCUACUGCUGAAGAAAAUAAAAUCAUUGUUAAAAAUCAUGCUGGUUGAAAGCAUUUAGAGUUCAUGGUAUGGCUUUCGUGACGAGAUUUGUGUUAACGCUUGUACUAACUACACUGGCCGACUGUACAAAUUCACAAAGGCUAAGACCCAACUAUUUUAUUUUCGCCCCGGAAAUGCUUCAUGUAGGCGUUACAGAAAAUAUUUCUGUCAAGGUGUCUGGCGUUACGAGACCUGUAAAUGUCACGCUGUUUUUGACUGAUUAUCCGGAUAAAAGCACUGAAUUUGCGCAUGCCCAAGGGACUUUUAGACCAGAUGAAAAUGGAUUUCUAUCAGUCAAGGUGAAUGCUACGGAAGUGACGUCACUGUCACGUGAUGGGGACCUCUACGCGUACCUUGUGGUCAUGUGCAGGGAUCCACAGGUGCCCUUCAUCCGGGAAACCAGGGUCCUUAUCAGCUACAGGAGCAUGAUGCUGCUGGUCCAAAUAGAUAAGCCCAUAUACACGCCCUCCCAAACAGUGAAGAUGCGUGUAAUACCAUUAGACUUUGACCUCCAAUCAUUAAAAGUCAAGGUUGACAUUAUUGUUAAGAAUCCCCAAGGCAUUCGGACUCAAAAUUGGCAAAAGCUGUCUUCUGAGCAUGGAAUAAUUUCCAAAGCUCUUUCACUCGGCCCGCGUGCGAUGCUGGGAAACUGGUCAAUAAUAGCCUAUCACCAUGGAUACGGGAAUAAAACUAACACUACGGUCCAUUUUGAAGUGAAACAAUACGUUUUACCUCGCUUCUCUGUCCGGAUUAUCGGACCUGACUACAUUCUCCCAAAGACACGUUCUAUCAAGAUCGCAGUGAUAUCGAAGUACACUUAUGGUAAAGCCGCCCAAGGCAGUGUUACUGUUCGACUCUCUGUCACUGGGGGAGGAAGCCCGUCUAUCAGGUUCUACUCGACCACAGAAAAACUUAUUGACGGCAAAUCUACACUAGACGUGGACAGCGGUUUCAUCAAAAAGCAUCCUUCAAGACCGUGGUUCCCGGAUGGCCGGCGCCUACAAAUUGAGUGUGACGUUAUCGAGGAAGCUACGGGCAUGCGCGAGUCAGCGGUCGACAACAGUGUUUACUUUGUCUCGACGCCUUUUCACGUGACAAUAGCAGACACCGCUUUGUUCUUCAAGCCAGGACUACCGUUUGUUGUUAAGAUUGCUAUCCAUUAUCCGAACAAACAACCUGCGCGUGGUAUCCCUGUGGACGUUUCGGCCAUGGGGAAGAAGCACAACAACACAAACGUGAACAUACUGACCAAGGUCAGCGGUAAGCUGGAGAAGAUCCUGCGCCAGCAGACCAAUAAUGCGGGAAAAGCCGAGUUCACACUGGACAUCCCAAGGAACGUGAAGACGAUCACCGUCAAGAUACGAACUGCUGUUAGGGAUACGAUAGACCCCGAUGACAACGCUGUGAUCAUCAUCUCUGCUGAAUCCUACUUCUCACAGUCAAAUAGCUACUUACACAUUCGCCCUAAGGUACCAAAGGUGUCUGUAGGCCAGACUGCGAGGUGGGACGUAUUCCAAAACCGAAAUAUUACAAGUAUAAGUUUCAUGGUUCUCUCACGAGGUAGAAUAAUUCUUCAUCGAUCCAUCUCAUCGUCAAGUGGAGUCAACAUCGCCAGUACGUUGGCCUUCCCCGUUACACUCGCAAUGGUCCCGCGGGCGCGGGUUCUCGCGUACUACGUCACGCAUACGAAUGAGGUUGUUGCAGAUAGUGCCCUUAUGGAAGUCGAGAAUUGGUUUCCAAAUAAGGUUUGGCUCCAGGUCCCUACGCCAGCUAAGGGCCAUCUGCCAGGCUCAACCGUGGAGGUGAAGUUGCACGCGGAGGCUGGGUCUAGAGUUGCCUUGCUGGGGGUAGACGAGAGCGUCUAUUUGCUGCGUAAGAAUAGUAGACUCACAGCAAAACAGGUUUUUCAAGCUGUCAGAGACUUAGAUCUGGGAUGCGGCGUGGGGCCUGGGAAAGACUCAAGUCACGUGUUUAAUAAUGCCGGCUUGUCCAUUAUCAGUAACAACAAUCUUGCACUUAAAUUUGGCCACGAGCGUGAUUGUUCCACCGAGCAUGCGUACCAGAGGCGUACCAAGAGGUCGUCCAAGGAGUCGACUUGCUGUGCUAGUGGGCGGAUGCCGUCACGUGCUAGAUGUGAGCUGCGGGCGCGGUUCUUUCUGGGAAAUGUCAGCGUACAGUGCCGCAAGGAUUUCUUGAAAUGCUGCCGAGAGGAAACUGGGGAAGAAGAAAUUGAAGUUUACCGCGAAAGGCAGACAAAAGAAAAAAAUGCUCGUGUCGAAGAAGACAUCGAAAAUCAAGGACAGAUUAGGAAAUACUUUCCUGAAACCUGGAUCUUCGACGAAUACCAGACAGGACUUGAUGGAAAGUUAGCGUUGCGUUACACGCUACCAGAUACCAUAACGACCUGGGCGGUACAGGCAUUGGCCGUCAGUAACGAAACGGGAUUUGGCGUGACGGAAUUAUCACGUGUGACGACAUUCAAGAAUUUUUUUAUCGCCUUACUUUUGCCUUACUCGGCUCAACGUGGCGAACAGAUCUCUGUAAAAGCCGCAGUGUUCAACUACGGCGAACAAGAAUCAGAGGUCGAGGUUCACUUGACAGGUGAUCCCACAUAUUGCUCUUCAUCUGGUCCUGGGGCGAGCUCUCAGCCAAUCACCUUGAGAAUCGCUGGUAACGACGCCAUUUCCGUCUCCUUUGUUGUGGUCCCAGUCCGACUCGGCCGUAUCCCGAUACGUAUCGUGGCCAAGGCGCGCUUGGCUGGUUCCCAUGGAGACGACUGGACAAUGGAUGCCGUUGAGAAGGAUUUGCUUGUAGUGCCUGAGGGAGUUGAGCGUCGAGUUGUCUACUCUCUAGUCAUCGAUCCACAAGGUGUCCUGAGAGACGAAGUGGAUGCAGUGAAUGGCUCAAGUCCGCCCAUGUCACUCGAUGUGACUCAUGACGGCAAGCAAAUCAGCAACGUGGAACUGGCGGUGCCCAAAGGAGCAGUACCUGGGUCGAUCUUUGCCUCUCUCUAUUUUACAGGGAACCUGAUUGGCUCAGCUGUAUAUAACCUGAUGACAGGUGGAGUAGAGCAUUUACUACGCAUACCCAUUGGCUGUGGAGAACAAAACAUGAUCACUCUUGCUCCAAAUGUCUACAUCUUGGAGUUCCUCUCCAGCUCUAAACAAGUGACAGCAGAAAUUGAGGCCAAAGCUUACCGCCUGAUUCAACAGGGGUACCAGCAGCAACUCGGAUUUCGGAGAAAAGACAAGUCAUUCAGUGCAUUUGGCGAGAGCAGGCCUGGUAGCACUUGGUUGACCGCAUUUGUUAUCAAAGUAUUCUGCACGGCUAAGCGCUUUGAUGGCGUUGCUAUUGACAACGAUUUGAUUCGUGACUCUAUCACGUGGUUGCUUGCAAAUCAACGCGAGGAUGGAGCUUUCCCGGAAGUAAUGGAUGUCGUGCACGUGUCGCUUAUGGGUGGUAUCCAUGGAAGCAUUGCUAUGACGGCGUAUGUGGUGACGGCACUCCUUGAAUGCGAGUGUCCAGGCACUGCACUGGAUCAGGCCACAAAGGUCGCAAAAGCAGUCCACUUCUUAGAACAAGAAAUCAACAACCUUCAGAAGCCGCAAAUUCUCGCUCUGGCGACGUACGCUCUCGCAAUGGCGCGCAGUCCAAAAGCAACACAAGCCAAUACGAGAUUACUAGGGAUGUCACACAACAAUCAAACGAGAGGAAACAACACAAGAUACUGGGAGACAGGCAAGCAUGCUCUUGAUGUGGAAACCGCUGCUUACGCACUGCUGGCUCAGCUUCAUCUCGGCAGGAUAAAACUCGGAGGCCCUGUGGCUAGCUGGCUGACUUUACAACGUAACGCUCAGGGAGGGUUCUCUUCGACUCAGGAUACCUGUGUGGCUCUUCAGGCGCUGGCCAAAUACAGCGAGAAGACCGCAGGCGGGUUUAUGAACUUACAAGUGUCAAUCACUUCAGAUAAAAGCGCUUAUUGGAAGAAAACAUAUCACGUAACCAAGGAAAAUGCUUUGGCGCAUAGAAAACUGGAUGUUACUUCAUUUCUCGGACAUGUUCUGUUCAUUGACGGUGUAGGGACAGGAGUAGGACAAAUUCAGUUAGAGAUCCUUUAUAACGUACCUUCUCCAAAGAACGAGACCUGCUUGUUUGACCUUCGCAUCACGACGACAGAAAUCCAAGCGAAAAAUAAAACAUUGAAUGGUAUAAAUAUAAUAGGACGGUCUCUAAACAGAGAAAAAAGAGAACUGAGAAAUGGAAUAAGAAAGAAGAAAAACAGGAAAAAGAAAUGUCGUAACAAUAAGAGAAAGGGUAAAAGGUGCGGGAGGAAAAGUAAACAGAGGGUCCGGAAAACGAAGAAGAGAAAGGGAGAGAAGAAGUCAAAGAAGACAGAAAAGACAGGAAAGCAGCAAAAGACCCAACAAGACCCACCUGAAUCGAUCUAUAUCAAGGUUUGCACAAGGUUUCGUAGAGAGAAGAGAUCUGGGAUGGCGAUAAUGGAUAUUGGCAUUUUUACUGGGUUUAAACCAGACGAGAAGUCUUUGAUUGAGCUUCAGAAAAAUGUAAGACCGACAGUGGACCGCUUCGAGUUUUCCGAUAGAUCAGUCGUGCUUUACAUAAAUCAGAUUCCGAAUAAAAGAGAAUUCUGCGUGAAGUUCCAAGUAAACCGAAAGUUUGCCGUCGGCACAGUACAACCCGUUCCUGUGACCGUCUACGACUACUACGAGCCGAGUGAUUCCUGUACAAGGUUCUACUCUCCUCACGCAAGGAGCGAAAUGCUGUUAGACGUGUGUCAGGGUGCUCAGUGCAACUGCCUUGAGGCUGGUUGCUCACCUUGCAGCUUGGGUUCACUGUCGGCAGAUAAGCUACUUAAGGAGGCUUGUCACUUCCACGACUUCGUGUUCAAAGGUGAAGUCGUAUUUGCGGACGAGGAACAUCGUAUUGACGAGAAAAGCCGUAAAAGGACGUGGCUUCUGUACUUCCUUAAAGUGACGUCAGUCUUUAAGGAAGGCGUUGCGCGCGUGCGCAAAGGGCAAAUCUUGGAAUACAAUAGACGAGGGGGGUGCAGUUGCCCCGAUUUACAAGUCGGGGUGGAGUACCUAGUCCUAGGACGGCAACAGAGUGCACAGUUCGUCUUUAAUGAGAACACCAGGGUACUGCCGUGGAUUAGCUUGGGGGGUGAACCCCAUGGACAGGGCGUGGUUAGGGAGCUAAGGGCACGACUUCAUCAACCGCACUGGUGCAUAUAGAUAAUAUGUAGUAUUAUUUUAUAGCUACGGUGGUACGCGCGAUCUCAUUGGCUGAUUAGCUGGCUGCAUACACCAGUAUAAUAUUUGUGGUUUUGCUAAUGCAGAUUUUUUUUCAAUUUUAACGCGCAUUUUAAAUUCUGUCAAAGAACAAGAAUAGUACUGCUAUUUGCGGAUAUGUAAUAUGCAAAAUGUUUGCUGUUUUGUGAUAAUUAAAAGACUGAACACGUUUUUGGUCCUUAAUCUCCAAUUUCUAGUACUUGCGGGUUUUUACUGUAUAAUUUGGCAUUGAUUAUUGUAAAAAAUAUAUAUACUCAUAUGACAGUCGGUUACUGGAGCUAAAUAGGUAGAAAAUCAUAAAUGCGAAGAUGAAGGAAAUAAUUAUCUUAGACUUAGACUUUUUUUAUUGUAUCAAAUUGUUAUUUGUAGUAGGUGUGACUGAUCCGCAAAUAGACGAGCUAUUCGAGACGGAUCAGUCACUUACUUAUUUACAUAAAUAUUAAAUAUAAUUGUAUAAGCAAAGUUAAGUGAGAACUAGUAUAUUAUGGAAAUUUGAAAAUUUGAAUAAACACUUCUGGUCUUAGAGAAAAAAAGAGCAUUAACAGCAUUAUUUAUCUGAUGAUAAAAAAAGGGGAAAACAAAGCAAACAUAAGCAGAUAAGUAUGUGAGUUUAUGAUACCAAUAAAUUGUGAUUUUUAAAAA